CCGUGUGCGGGGGGUGCCCCGAUCAAGAGACAGCAUGGCUGCGACUGCUGCCGUCAGCCCCAGUGAAUACCUGCAGCCGGCCGCCUCCACUGCCCAGGACUCCCAGCCGUCUCCUCUUGCCCUCCUCGCAGCGACAUGUAGCAAAAUCGGUCCCCCCGCAGUGGAAGCCGCCGUGACUCCUCCUGCCCCUCCUCAGCCAACGCCUCGCAAACUCGUCCCCAUCAAACCUGCUCCGCUCCCUCUGGGCUCCGGUAAGAACAGUUUUGGGAUCCUGUCGUCGAAAGGGAACCUCUUCCAGAUCCAGGGCUCUCAGGUCGGCACCUCCUACCCUGGGGGGCAACUGGUUUUUGCCAUUCAGAACCCCACUGUCAUCAACAAGGGCACCCGCUCGUCUGCCAACAUCCAGUACCAGGCGGUGCCCCAGAUCCAGGCCACGGGGGGACAGACCAUCCAGGUCCAGCCCAACCUCACCAACCAGAUCCAGAUUAUUCCGGGCACGAAUCAAGCAAUCCUCACCCCUUCCUCUUCCUCUCACAAGCCUGUGCCCAUCAAACCGGCUCCGGCACAGAAGGGUGGAGCGUCACCGGUGCAGGGCACGAGCAACGUGGUCAAGUUAGCCGGCGGCAGCAACGUGACUCUUACCCUACCCGUGAACAACCUGGUGAACGCCGCUGAGCCGGGCACACAGGCUCAGAUCCUUGCAGAGAGCCCCUCGAAGCCCAGCAAAAAGACUCGAAAGAAAGCCAUGUCACCUGCCCAGCCCGCCGCCAUGGCCGUGGCCGAGCAGGUGGAGACGGUGUUAAUAGAGACCACGGCGGAGAACAUCAUCCAGGCGGGCAACAACCUGCUCAUCGUGCAGAGCCCAGGCUCCGGCCAGCCGGCUGUGGUGCAGCAGGUACAGGUGGUGCAGCCCAAGCAGGAGUCGCAGGUGGUGCAGAUCCCGCAGCAGGCCCUGCGCGUGGUCCAGGCUGCCUCCGCCACGCUCCCCACCGUCCCCCAAAAAUCCUCCCAGAACUUCCAGAUCCAGACGACGGAACCCACUCCUACCCAGGUCUACUUCAAAACGCCGUCGGGUGAGCUGCAGACAGUGCUGCUCCAGGAAGCCCCAGCCAUGACGGUGGCCCCAUCUGGGACCUCUUGCAGCAGCCCCGUGUCCCGCAGUUCCGGCACGGGGGGCAGCAGCAAGAAACCAGCCACGCGCAAGGAACGCACUCUGCCAAAGAUCGCCCCCGCCGGAGGCAUCAUCAGCUUGAACGCAGCUCAGCUGGCAGCCGCGGCGCAGGCCAUGCAGACCAUCAACAUCAACGGCGUGCAAGUCCAGGGCGUGCCUGUCACCAUCACCAACACCGGAGGCCAGCAGCAGCUGACUGUGCAGAACAUGUCCGGCAACAACCUGACCAUCAGCGGCCUGAGCCCGACCCAGAUCCAGCUCCAGAUGGAGCAAGCGCUGUCCGGAGAGAUUCAGCCGGGGGAAAAGAGGCGGCGGAUGGCGUGUACCUGCCCCAACUGCAAGGACGGGGAGAAGAGGCCGGGGGACCCAGGGAAGAAGAAGCACAUCUGCCACAUCCCCGAGUGCGGGAGGACCUUCCGGAAGACCUCGCUGCUGCGCGCUCACGUGCGCUUGCACACGGGCGAGCGCCCCUUUGUCUGCAACUGGGUCUUCUGCGGGAAGCGCUUCACACGCAGCGACGAGCUGCAGCGGCACGCUCGCACGCACACAGGUGACAAACGAUUCGAGUGCGCGCAGUGCCAGAAACGCUUCAUGCGGAGCGAUCACCUGACGAAGCACUAUAAAACCCACCUGGUCACCAAGAACUUGUAGGGCCGGGAGCUGCCCCACGGCUCCCUGGCUGCGCGGACAGACCCUGCGAGGGCACCAGCCUGCGACG
Gavia stellata (red-throated loon) is the source of this 1889-nucleotide messenger RNA. RefSeq names its product Sp2 transcription factor (gene SP2). Gene Ontology annotation, biological process: regulation of transcription by RNA polymerase II. Bases 35 to 1822 code for a protein of 595 amino acids. Gene Ontology annotation, molecular function: DNA-binding transcription factor activity, RNA polymerase II-specific; RNA polymerase II cis-regulatory region sequence-specific DNA binding. The record is from RefSeq and is a predicted model, not a curated record. NCBI's taxonomy places the organism in Eukaryota, Metazoa, Chordata, Aves, Gaviiformes, Gaviidae. The transcript is spliced from 7 exons.